UCUGACCACAUUGUUAUGUAAUACAAACCAUGAACCAGUCCACAUGGAUCGAGUGGAAGACUCUGAAUGCGACUAGUAGCGUUGGGAAUGUGUCUGCUCACCACUCCUGCCCCUUUGGAUUUGGCCAAUACAACCCUAUUGACAUCUGUGUUCUUGAAACUAUAAUUAUUGUCUUACUAACAUUUUUGAUUAUUGCUGGUAAUUUGACAGUAAUUUGUGUCUUUCACUGUGCUCCGUUGUUACACCAUUAUACCACCAGCUAUUUCAUUCAAACGAUGGCAUACGCCGAUCUUUUUGUUGGAGUUAGCUGCUUGGUUCCUACUUUGUCGUUGCUUCACUACUCUACAGGUGUUCAUGAGUCAUUGACUUGUCAGAUUUUUGGAUAUAUCAUCUCUGUACUAAAAAGUGUUUCUAUGGCCUGCCUUGCUUUCAUUAGUGUGGACCGUUACCUUGCUAUCACGAAACCACUUUCUUAUAAUCAGUUGGUCACACCUUGCCGACUGAGAAUUUGCAUCGUUUUGAUUUGGCUUUACUCCUGCCUUAUCUUCCUGCCUUCCUUUUUUGGCUGGGGAAAGCCAGGUUAUCAUGGAGACAUUUUUGAAUGGUGUGCAGCCUCGUGGCUAACGAAUGCUUAUUUUACGGGCUUUAUUGUAUGCUUACUGUAUGCUCCAGCUGCUUUCAUAAUCUGUUUUACUUAUUUCCACAUAUUUAAAAUUUGCCGGCAGCACACCAAAGAGAUUAAUGACAGGAGAGCUCGCUUUCCUAUUCAUGAAGUGGAUACCGCUGCAGAAAAUGGGCAUAGUCCAGAUCGGCGCUAUGCUAUGGUUUUAUUUCGUAUCACCAGUGUGUUUUAUGUGCUGUGGCUACCAUACAUCAUCUAUUUUAUGCUCGAGAGCUCUAGGGUGCUGGACAAUCCAGCACUUUCUUUUUUAACAACCUGGCUUGCUAUAAGCAAUAGUUUUUGUAACUGUGUUAUAUAUAGCCUCUCAAAUAGCGUUUUCAGGUUGGGACUUUGGAGAUUGUCAGAGACAGUGUGUUCAUCAUGUAUAUGUAAAAAGGACAGUAUUGUUCAAGAUCCGGUUCCUAGAAAACGGGCAAACUCCUGCUCCAUCUAAGGAGAACUAAGACUGUCAAUCAAAUAAAAUUGGCUAUAUAAGCUAGGUAGUAUUUCAUAUUUUGCAAUGUUGCCAAAACAGAAAUGCAACACCCAUUCUCUGUAAAUUGUAUUAUGGUUUGAAAAUGACUUGCAAGAGCAUGUGUUGUUUUAAGGAUGAAUUAUUGAAGAAUACUGAAAUUGUUAGAAAUGGAGUUUUGAUAAAAUGUUUGUGUAUGAAUGAGACUAAUCAAUGUAAGGGGAUGCUUCAGCAGAAUGAAUUAAACAGUUCAGAGCUGAGUAACAAUAGCAACAUUGUCACAUAUUAUAUAUGUGGAUGAAUAUGUAGUAAUCUGUUGUAUUAAGAUACAUUUUGUUUAAAGAAGUAAUUUAUGAUAUAUCGGCUAUGUUUUAGUAGAUAUAAAAUAAAUGUUUUAGUAUAAGACAGCUUCAUUCUUGUAGUUUGGUCUUUUAUACAGAAAUGUUUUUUAAAAUGGCUGUAGUUUUGGAAUUAAAGAUAACUAUUUCUUUGCAACGAAAGUAUAUUUUAUUUUUCUAUGUAACAUGAAUGAAUGAUUUAUAUCUUGCUUCCUGCUCUCUUCGAAUCUGUGACUCUGCUAUUUAGAUCUAUAGUUUAUUUUAGAGACAGUUUGCCAGUGUAUCUCCCCUCCUUGCACUCAGAACUGCCAUAGUGCCAACUUGAGCAUGCACUAAACCAGGGGUCCUCAAACUUUUUAAGCAAAGGGCCAGGUCACAGUCCCUCAAACUGUUGGAGGGCCGGAUUACAAUUUGGGAAAAAAAAGAUAAAUGAAUUCCUAUGUACACUGCACAUAUCUUAUUUGUAGUGCAAAAAAAACACUUUAAAACAAUACAAUAAUUAAAACGAAGAACAGUUUUAACAAAUAUAAACUUAUUAGUAUUUCAGUGGGAAGUGUGGACCUUCUUUUGGCUGAUGAGAUAGGAUUGUUGUUGUUGUUUGUGCUUUCAAGUCCUUUCAGACUUAGGUUGACCCUGAGCAAGGGCCGGGUAAAUGACCUUGGAGGGUCGUAUCCGGCCCCUGGGCCUUAGUUUGAGGACCCCUGCACUAAGCGAGUAAUCUGUAGGUUUAAUGUGACUUCUGUUCAGUGCCAACUGAGAUCAAAAGCAAUUUUUGUAGAUGAUAGCUUUUUGAGAGAUUAUACCUUGUGAGUGGAGUAGAAUAGUCAAGUCAUUGAAAUUAAUUUGCAUUUUCUAAUAGCUGCUGAAUUAGUGCAAAUUUGUGGUGUCUUUUCCAGCUAAUGUAAUGGCUUCCUAAGUUAAACAUGUAGUAAUAGCAAUGUAAAUUAGCUGGCAUUUCAGUAUGUGAAUUCAUCAAAGUAGGACCCAUUAUACUUACAGUGAUUAUAGUGAUUACUAUAUGGAUUUAGCAUGUAUAGAACACUGUGUAUUUUUAAUAUAUAUAUAUAUAUUGUAUUCUCCACCUUUUAAGUGGGAUAAAUAAAUUAUAAAUAGACUCUAGAAAUAUCUUUUGUAGUGUUGCAUGUGCAUUGCACAAUCUUAACAAUGUGAAAAUACUGAAUCUAAGUAAGAAUUUUGUUAUUUUAAUAUAUACAGUAUAUAUAUUGUACAACCCUCAUAUCAAGAUUCCCUGUGAAUACCUGAAACUGGAUAAUAGCAAAACCUAUAUUUGAUUGUACUUGGACAUGAAGCAUCUCAUAGAAUCGCACUGGUGGGUCCAGAGAGGCCCACAAAUACCUCCAGCUGAAAUAUUUUUGGAGCAUUGGUAAGUGAAAAAGUGGACAUCAAAUCCAUGGAUAGGGGGAUCAUAUUGUACUUUAAAAGGAAGGGAAAAUAUUUUGAAGGGGAUUUGUACAAACAUUUUUGAUGGCCUAUUUAGGUCUGUGCAGCACAAUCCAUUAAAAUGUGGGAAUUUCGAUAUUUGUUCUAUUUUAAUGACAGUGUCAAGUUUGUGCUUAAAUCAUCCUCAUUUAAUUGAGUGGUGCUUGAAUGUAGUUAGCCUAGAACAAGUUGUGCUUAAUGUUAUUAGGAAAUUUAAUAAAUAUGGUUUUAGCCUGAGCUGUCACUUUCUACCUGUGUUCUGUA
Anolis sagrei ordinatus is the source of this 3175-nucleotide messenger RNA. NCBI's taxonomy places the organism in Eukaryota, Metazoa, Chordata, Lepidosauria, Squamata, Anolidae. The record is from RefSeq and is a predicted model, not a curated record.